AUGUUCUCGUGUUGUGAUGACAUCAGUCACUCCAAAGAGCAGAAAAAGAUGAAUAAAAUGAUUGAACAGUCGCUGAAGAGGGCGAAGAAGGAGGCGAGGAAUGAGCUGAAGCUGCUAUUGCUGGGAACGGGAGAGUCGGGCAAAAGUACAUUCUUGAAACAAAUGCGAAUCAUUCAUAAAGACGCCAAACUCGAGUUGGAGACCGAGAGGAAGGGUUACGUGCCGUACGUCUACCACAACAUUGUGGUCGCCAUUCAGGCCAUUAUCAACGCGAUGUGCGAUUUGGACAUUCGCUACGACAAUGAGUUGAAUUAUUGUAACUCCAAGUUCUUGGCCGACAUUCACGUCGACUACACAACCAAUCACUUGACACAACUCACCGAUCAGACGGUGGCCGCCAUAAAGGAGUGGUGGGACGACUCGGGAGUGCAGAAGUGCUACAAACGCCGAAACGAGUAUAAAUUGAGUGAUUCGGCGAAGUAUUACUUCGACGACAUUGACAGACUGUCCGCCAGGGACUACACGCCCACCAAACAAGACAUACUACACGUCCGCAUACCGACAACCGGUAUCAAUGAAUACACGUUUGAGUUACGUUCGGUGCGGUUCCGAGUGGUGGACGUCGGGGGCCAGCAGUCGGAGCGGCGAAAGUGGAUCCACUGCUUCGAGAACGUGACGUCCAUUAUAUUCUUGGCGGCGCUCAACGAAUACGACCAGCGAUUGGUUGAGGGAAACAACAGUUUGUGCGAACAGAACCGUAUGGAGGAGUCGUUGGCUCUGUUCAAAGUGCUCAUCGCCUGCGAGUACUUCGAGAACUCUUCGGUCAUAUUGUUUCUCAACAAAAAGGACUUAUUCGAGGAGAAGGUCCACAACUCACACGUUGUCGACUACUUUCCCGAAUACAACGGCCCGUUGAGGGACCCGAUGCCCGCCCGAGAGUUCAUUCAGAGCAUGUAUUUGCAGUGCAAUCCGUGCGAAGACAAGACUAUCUACAGUCACUUCACGUGUGCCACCGAUACCGACAAUAUCAAGAAAGUCUUCGACGACGUCAAACACACUAUACUUCAGAUACAUAUCAAAGAUUUCAUGUUAGCAUAG
Messenger RNA from Medioppia subpectinata, 1098 nucleotides. Lineage: Eukaryota; Metazoa; Arthropoda; Arachnida; Sarcoptiformes; Oppiidae. The record is from the annotation of a GenBank genome assembly.